Messenger RNA from Tetrahymena thermophila SB210, 366 nucleotides. Its product is annotated as transmembrane protein, putative. NCBI's taxonomy places the organism in Eukaryota, Ciliophora, Oligohymenophorea, Hymenostomatida, Tetrahymenidae. The record is from RefSeq and is a predicted model, not a curated record. The transcript is spliced from 2 exons.
AUGCUAUCAAAAAAAUAUGCUAUUUAUUUGAGAGUAGUACGUAUAAUUUGUCAUAUCUAAUUGAUAUCGAUAAAGAUUUCUGAGACCUUUUAAAUGCUCACCUUCAUAUAUAUGUCCUUAAUUUCUGUUUAAAUUGAAAAAUAAAGCUUAUUAUAGUAAAUUAGAUUACUGAGCAUCACCUCAACUUAUGUGAGUACAAAUAUUAUUUUAAAAACUCAAUUUUUUAAUUUCUUUUUUUCUCUUUUGAAAAUUUUUAAGCGCUACUUUUUUUUUAAACUCGAAUUAAGUAGAUUGAGGAAAAAUAGGCUAAAAUAAUUAAAUCUAUCUUUUAAAAAAAUAAUAGAAAAUUACAUAGACUCAUUUUGA